GACUGAACUGGGCGAGGCGGGAACGCAGACAGGGGGAGCGGCCGGAGCUUCCGGGAAGGCCGUGAAGGAACGUGGGUCCUCGUCCAAGGGUGGAGGCGGUGGCAGUGGCGUACGGCGCCGGUCCAGGAGUCACAAGUCGUUGAGCAAGAGUGACACUCGCGGCAGCUUGCUAGGCGACAGUGGACACGUGAGGGCCGACAAGGGCGCGGACACUACGGACGCGGACGCGAGUAGCCUAGCCGAUAGCGCAGGGAUUAGUCAAGACAAUCCAUCGUUAGAAGACAACGGCGGAGCCGAACGUGAGCGGUCUGAUAUUGAACUAGACAGAUUAGAAAAUAAGCGAGAUAUCGAUGACGCUGGGAACGGCAUUGACGGGAAUAUUUCUGCGGACGAUGAAGGUUCCGUUGACGAAAAUGGAGUUGAGCGCGCUUUCGCUCCGAGCGAAGUUUCAGACCGUGCUUUGGAUAGCCACGUAGAUGGCGAUGAAAUCAAGCCUUCCGUGGCGGAGUUACUAAGCUCGGCUAAUGCGCCUGAACUGAUGGAGAAAAUUGAAAGUGCAGAACGGAAUGAACUCCACAGCGAUGCGGUGCAGCCAGUGACGCAAGAAGACGCAGGCAGGAUACAAUCUAGCGAAGAAAGUGCCGCCGGUGGGGAAGCAGGUGAUGACAUGUUGGGCCGGAACGCGGCGCAUAAGCCAGAGGUAGCCGAGGAACAUGAACACGGAGUUGAACCAAAUGAAGUCCAACAAUUAACAGGCACACCUGACCAGAAGCAAGCAGAAGGUGACGAAGGCCAGAGGAGUGUUCCAGCACCUGAUAAGUUUGACAAAACGGAAGGUCAUGUAAACACCACAGAUAUCAAUCCGGAAGACAUGGAUGUAAAGCCGGUUGCCGAACCAGGCGACUUACGCGAUAUCCACCACGAACUAGAAAAGCCCGAGGAAAGUGACAACCAGAAGGAUACUGCCCCCAGUCCGAAUGACACAGAAGCAAAGAAAGAAUUAGAAGGGGACGACUCGCACAAAUCCAUUCACCAAGUGCAAGAAAUUGAGACCAGUGAAACGAACGACAAGAGUGCUGUCACGAACGAUGAACGCAAGACAUUGGUAGCUGAUGAAAAUAAAGCGAAAGAAUUCGAAGCUUCUCGUGAAGCAAGGGGACGCAUACUAGAUGAAGGCAGCAAGCGCUUAGAUGGAAACAGCAACGACGCCAACGACGCCGAGGCUUCCGAGGCAAUGGUCGUAGACGAGAAACCCGAGGAACCACAGGACGUCCUUGACAAUGCCCAUAGCCAUGUUGAGAAUGAAGGCGGCGACGGUACAAAGGUAGACGAUGCAGUAGAAGGAGGGCUGGAACUCGACACAGAGAGAAACGUGUCCGGGGUUGGUACUCGACCAGGAACAGCCGUAGCAGCAGAGACAACUUAUUCUCAGGGCGAGAAAAGCCACAACGAGCUUUCGGCCGAUGACGCUUCAAGGCCAACUGGUGACGACGCAGAUGUCGAAGAUGGAGAAAACCGCGUGAGCACUCCAGAAGCAAAAGUUGAAUAUGGCGAUGUUAUAAAAGGCGUAUCAAAUGAAGAAGUUAACGAUGCAAGUAAUGAUGCUGCGGCAGAAUCAAGGGAAGUGCCUCGAGAGGCGAAUGAUAUCGCUAAUACCGCCAGCGACACUGAAAGGAAAGUAAGUGGCGAAGAACGUGAUCAAGACAGCGAGGAGAAUGUGAACGGUCUUCCUGAGGUUUAUCAAAAUGAACAGAAUGAAGAACCGGCGCCUAAUGCAGAACCGAGCGAAUAUGCUACUAUUUCGAACGAAAAUGCGAACGCAAGCCAGGUUUCUGCAAGCGAAGUCGAAGCAUCGCCACAUGCUGUAAACGACGAAGAAGCGAACGACUCUAUCACGCACGACGCUACAACAAUUGAACCCACGGCUGUUAGCGAAAACAACGAAAAAACGAACGGUGUCGAAAAUUACGCGAGUGAACCUGCAGCCGAGACGUCAACGCCUCUUGAAGGCGUUGAUGAUGGGAAAGAUGAAGACACACACGCAGAAACGAAAGCAGACCCUAUGUCAAACGAGGAAAGCUUAGAAAAUGAUGACAAAGCUGUCAACAGUGAGAAAACUCAAGACGGUAGCUUACCUACCACGACAAAGGAAAAAGAUGAGCAAGAGAGCAGUACUGAGCCAGAUGUAGUUGAGUCGGACGUCGUGCCGAGGAAUGAAGUACAGAUGACAAAUACUAGUGCCGAUAUCAGCUCUCGAGACUCAACAGAUAAUGAUAGUAACAAUGAAAAGCUUAACAAAGAAGGCAUGAUAACUAGCACGAGAGGAGACACUUCUGAAGAAGAUGUAAGUCGAGAUAACGCAGAAGAGGACGUUGCGCGCGAAUCGAUCCAUGACGGCAACGAAGGACAGGCGGAUGGUGCAUCCGAUACGCCGAACAAUCACGAAGCAACGGCCUUGGAAACCUUGCACCCUGCAGGGACUACACAAGAGGUGUUGGCCACAGAACAGGAGGCGGAGGAGCAAGAGAAACAAAAUCGUCGCAGCGAGGACCCUGCCUCUCCAGAUUCAGCGCCGAUCGUUGAGGCUGAAGAAGGUAACGCGGAACCAAUCCUCACUGCCGGCGAAGAAAAAUGCAACGAAGAGGGACAAGGUGACACACACCUUGAGGGCAAAAGCGUUGAUAACGAAGACCACAGUGAUUCGCUUAGGCAACACCCGCUUGUAGAGGGUCACGAAAUAGAGAGAACAGAAGUGCCCGAACAGGAGCAGCAGGUAAGUGAGACCGAAGUCAAGGCACCGAACAUGGGUAGCGAAAAAGCUGAAGACGCCGACACGCGGGAGUCAGCUGAUGUCGCCGAAGCGAACGUCGAACAAGAAACAGCUGAAGAAACCGCUCGCUCGAGGGGUGAUACAGAGGAAGCUGGCAUCUCUGAGGCGAACGCUGAACUAGAGGAAACCGCAAAGGCCACAGACAGUGACGCAAGUACGGAACGAAUUAAAAAAUCUGAUGCCGAUGACGUACAAAAAGUACAGGCGAACGCAAAAGAACUUCGCCACAGUACGAGUGAUACUAAAGAACCCGACGGCAAUGCCGAAGACGCCGUAAAAUCCGUAGGUCCAAAAGACGUUGCCGAGGAAACGGAAACGGAUGUGCCCACUGCUACUACGGACCGCGCUUCGCCAACCACUGACGCAGACACGUCGCGUACCGAGGAGGACAGCGCGUUCGCCGACGGUACGUGCACCAGCACUCCCUCGCCUGCCACGAGCAGGGCCGAGUUGGCGUCGCCCAAGGACCUCCUCCGAGACGGCGAGAACCUCGACGAAGGCAUCCUAGCGGACGAGCCGCCUGCAACGAGGGGCUCUUCGCAAGACCGGGAAGAGAACGGAGAAGGCGACGGCGCAGUCGACGCGACUUCUUCAAGCAGCGGCCGAGGGAGCCGCGGUACCGUCACCGAAGUACCGCUACCCGUCACGCACAAACCGCAGAUCCGGGGCCCACAACCCAACGCUUCGAGGAACGCGGGAGCUGCGAAAGCGGCGAAAAUCAGGGCUCCGAAGGGCGUCGGCGUGCUGCCGUCGAGGUUCAAGCCGCCGACGACGAAACGAAACGCGAAGCAACAUCCCUUGAUUGCCGGGACUGGAGGCGUGCGGAGGAUCCGCUCCGACGGCGAGCACAUCCACCAGGCGUCCGUGGCUGCAUCGAGAACUGCGCUGACGACGCCAGAGCAGCAUCCGGACAAUGCCAGCAGGCUGCUCGGCAGGCAUAGCCGCAGUGUAAACAUGGAGGAACAAGGACUCGUUGAGAUCGCGAGGCUACAGAAAAAGCUGGACACUCUUCGGGAGGAACGACUCGCAUGCGAAGCCAAGAGGGAAGACCUUCUGCGACGCGCAAAGUUCCUCCAAAGCAAGGCUACGUCUACACGAGACCAAGCACGCGACAUGUGGCGCCGCCGCUACGCCGAGGAAAAGAAGAUCACGCCCAAACUGGAGGAAGAGAGCGCCCGCUGGAGGCUGGAACUGGAGCGGCUUCACCGGGAGCUGCUCGCCAGGGUCGAAGGAGAGCUGCGCCUCACCGGCUAUCCGCGCUUCGAGCAACCCUCGAACAAGCUGAGCUACAAAAUAAUGAUCGCCAAAGUGCUCCAAGAGAUUGAAGACCUGAAGCGGCGCCUGGAGUAUACCCGAAUAUCUCUCGGAGCCGAAGUCAGGCUACGGACGCACGCAGAACGGGAAGUAAAGAACCUGCGGGAGGAUCUGCUGAAGAAGAAAAUCCAGGUCACCCUCACAAAGAAAGAAACACAGUCCGUGAUGGCACCGUUCCUCAGAGACUCCUUCUACUUCGUCGGUCCCAUUUAAGAGACACACCAAUAUCUGAAAUGUAUGUCACGCUCUAUAGGAGAAUAAAAAAAAAGAGCGCAAGAAAGAUUAUAAGGUACUGUAAAGAGAAAGUGUUAGCGAAACGUUGCGCAUUGUUACGACACCGUUCUUAUUAUCCACUUUGUUCGACGCUGCCAGAUAGCUUUGACAUCAUUUCAAACUGGAAAAAAGAAACUCGGAGUAACUGUAUCCAGUCGCAGUUUACCGAGAUGGCGUCGUUCAGAGAGAACCGUCUGUUGUCACAGCCGCUUUGCCAGCAUUAUGUCGCGUCUCUACCAAGGCAAAAGAAAAAUAACCUUCAUACCGUUCGAGGCAGAAGCCAUAGCGCGUAAUCCCAAGGCCACAGUGUUAUAAAAGCUGCAGCCAAGUUUGUAUCAAUGCGUUGCGCAAAGGGACGGUAAAGUUUCUGGAUUGUGAAGAUUGUUCGCGACGCGGUUUUCCGUGUCGUCGGCACGGCACCCACCUCGGUGCAUCGUUUACUGAAAGGUCUCGCGUUUCAAAGUGUGUCAAGGUAAAUUGGAUCGAAGCUUCGUUAUGCGCACGGCGAAACCCUAACGAAAGGAAUCGACAAAAAUGCGAUUCACUCAACCGGCAGAAAAAUUUACAUACACGUCAGCUCGAUGCGUUUGGUGUCUCCUGGAGUGUAGAGCCUUCCAACUUUUACCAGAAAGCACACAAACUUAGUGGAAAACUACGCUUCUCCCACUCGAACACCCGUACAGCAGAAGAAGCGUUCCCUGUCUAAGUUUUUGACAAAUCACAGCCAUGUGAGGGAAGAGUUACGACUCGUGAUAACAGCGUUUUCAUUCUACAGGAACGGAAGCCGGGAUACCACGCGUCGGUAGCUACAGGAGUGUAUACGCUACCAACACGGUUGCGUAUACACUCACAGAAAAAGAAAAAAAAAAAGAGAGAGAAGCAAUCAGCUCCUGGCAGGAAGAGAACGCACAUGUUUCACGGAACAUCGCGCGACCCGGUGCCAUUCAUUGGGCGCGUCAUAUCAGGAAAGUGCCAGUCUACGGGGGCAGAACACACGCGACCUCGACGUGGUGAGCGCGCGUUCACGGUACGGUACACGCGGCAAUGCAAUGCCUGCGACUCUACUCGCGAGCUCGUUUCGUGGUGAGAGCAAUGGCGUGCCACGGUGUCGUUUAGCGCGCGGGCUUCAGAGAGAGGCCCCUGUGCACGACAAUGCAGGAAAAACAACAGCACAUACAGAUCAUACGUAACAUGUUCGUUUAUUCGGCGUGCUAACAGUGCACAACAUCAUGCACUCAGUAUACGGUAACCUUCAGAAAGAUGUGGAUUCUCGCAUAUUUAUGAGUAACUGGCAUCCUGUGCUCUAAGAAGAGGUAAUCUGCCGUAAAUAACGUUUUUUUUCUUUUACUCUUAAGAUAGCCAGUGUGAGACCUGAAGUCCAAGGAUUACAUCAUUCGGGGUAACAUUCACAGGAGCUAACGAUAAGUAAAUGUGGCGGUGACGGAAUCCAUGUUACAGCACUCGAACGUUGACGACUUGCGUCAUUAUUUAGCGCACGUUGCCCCUGCAAAUCUCAGUAACCUCGACCCUACGUUGAGACCUAACGAAAAUAACCAAUGCAUCCAAUUCUGCGCGGCUCUUGCACUUAUAUACGCUGACAAGCGCCACUUAAUUACAAAAAUGUGAAAAUGUGCACCUUUUACUUCAUUUAGAGUACAGUUCUUGAACGCUGUUCCCAUUCUUUUUCUUCAAAGAUUAAGCUAACCUGACAUUAGAAUCCACCAGUAUAUUUAAGCUAAAACAGAUAAAAUACGCUUAAAGGUCUUUUUUUUCUGACGUGUCUAAAAUACGCUAGAUAAAUCGGAAAACCUAAUAAAAAGCCAGCAGUGCUUGCAGAAUUUCCUUGUGUCCCCCCCACUCGCAGUAUAAAAUGGUUGAAAGACCAUAAAAGAAAACAAGCUAAAGCAAGACUGGUAUGUUGCGCUUCCCUAAGAUACUUAGGCAGCUUUAAACGACAGUGGUAACUUCUAAUGUCUGAGGAUGAAGCAAUAUCAACGGACCACUAGCGACGUCACCUUCAAUUUCUCGAACUAGCUUCUCUGUGACGUAACAAUAUGUUGAGGUGCCUUCACGGAUAAUGUAACUAUUCAAUAUAAUUUCGAUGAGAACUGAAAGCAGCGUUUCUCAGCUGUUUACAGACUUUCGCGAGCACAAAAUUCCGCGAGGGGAUACAGCGAGACCUUUGACGUCACAUCGACGUCAUCGCCACCGGAGCUUGGACGUGAAAUUCGAUAAGCAGAGUUUAGCGUCAGUUCUUCCGCCAAUUUUUUUUCGCGAAAUGUAGAAAUGAGUAAUAUAUUCAAAAUAGUAUUCAUCCGAGAAAGCUGUUUCUUCUGUUGUUGUCUGUACGCUCUGAUCUUUGCCAAACGCUUUGGUGCUGUGCUUUGAUACCCAUUCAGUCCAGUAUGGUAAAAAUUAAACCAAAGCUUGCUAGAUAGUACUUGUAUUGUAAAACGUAAAAGCUUCCUCACAAUUCUAAUGGAGGCAAGCCAUAAUGCGUGGAAGAAAAGCUUACGUGAAGACACUCUGUACUGUUACCAAUGUGAAAAAGUACUCAGAAUAUCUUGCCUAUGUCCGCCAUCGGUCAUGUAACAUACCUUCUUAUGGCUCUGUCCGUGCCGGCAUCAUUACGCAGGCCAUAUGAUCUGUAAAAUAAGCGCAUGCAAAAGCUUUCAUGUACGUUGACGUAGUUAGAUCAGGUGGUUUUGGCACGUCUCACUGCCAGCUUACCAGCUACACAGACCACGGAAACACACAGAUAGUGUACAUAUAGCAUUUGUGGCAUCUUACCUGAGCACGUCAGCCUUACUACUACGUCGUGCGACGCUAACAGAAUGGGGUAGCUUAAGGCAAACUCAGAUUCCCCCGCUCGAAUGGGUGCGAAUAGCAGAAGCACUGUUAGUACGUAACAGAUGAAGCGAGCUUUAUUCAUUGAAAAUACACUUCUGGAGAACUUUGAAGGCACGCUUUCAAUAUGGGCUUUCAAGAUUGUUAGUUCGUUUUUUAAAAAGUGCCGUGAGGUUGUAAGCUGCCUCAAAGUUGCAUAUUGAAGUACACUGACAUGUCAAGAUUACGAUGACUCUACACGGGUGAAUAUUAAAACCGUAUGAAACGUUCUCAAUGACGAUGUAUCAGCUUACGUUUCACGAGGAAAGGUUAUAUUGUUAACUUCAGUAUUGCAAAUACCGUAUAUGGAGAAACCACUGGCAUAUUCAGAUGUAUAUCACUUUUUCUCUGCGUUGACUUUUUCCAAAAGGUGUUUUUCACAGAGCUAUUGCAAAUAUUUAUGCUGCUGGGCUAAAUAAUCGUAAACAUAUUUUAUCUUCUUGGAAACUUCAGUUCUAUGUUCUCAUUGUUCAUUUUUUUGUGUGAAAGUUGACAGUAUAAAUCGAAAGUUGCUUUCAAGCGUGACUAGUUUACAUUUCAAUGCACUAGUUUAGCUCAAACUGAUUCAGCGAUAGCCAAACAGAACCGUUUCUGCUCUUCGCGUGUAUUCGAAUGGGGAGCCAGUCAGCUAUAUCUUCCAUUUGACGGAAGUGCUGGCACAAAUUUCUGUGUUUCUUGUUCUCAAAUCCCCCCUCUAUCUUCAACGAUUAUUGACCCGAUUUUUAAACUGUAGAGCAACACCAAACGUUGGUAUAUUUAGGUGCUAUAGCUUAGAACAAUAGCAGAACAGAGCGUUUCAUUCCAUCGUCUAUAUUGAUUUUCUCGCAUGGUUGACCAGCACAAAGCAAUGUCUUCUCGUUCAGUGCGAGCUCUUCUUCACAAAGAGCGCUGCAAGCAGAUAUUGUUUAUGUGUUGCCGAUGUGACAGUUGACAGAGGUGUGUGUGCUCUAACAUAAACUUUGUUAUUUCAACACGAUGGAGUCAUUUUCAAUGUGUUGUUCAAGUGCUGCGCGGAACGGUAUUUGAACGACGGCUUUCGGUCAGCAGAUAAACAAGGCAAAAAAAAAGCUAUAAACGUGGAUCUCAGGUGAAUAAAGUCUGUAUGUUUAUCUUUUUA
Molecule: messenger RNA, 8420 nt
Organism: Dermacentor andersoni
Lineage: Eukaryota; Metazoa; Arthropoda; Arachnida; Ixodida; Ixodidae
Source: RefSeq, a predicted model, not a curated record